UCUCUUCUUUCUCUCUCUUUCUGUCCGUCCUUUUCGGCAAGGUUCGUAUUCCGGCGAAGCCUAUACAUAACUCCUUUCCAUGGCUUCUUCAGAUGUCAACCAUCUCUCUCAGCCUUGCAUUUACGGGGACUUUGUUUCUUCGUACGCAGAGAGGAAAUCGCGCUUUAUGAAAUGGCUGAGUAAGCUCUUCAAGGGUGGUUCCGGCGGUCGACGUGGAGGAAGUGGUGGCACUGGCCGUCAACCGCACGAAAACAUGGCUUGGCGCACACCAAUUAGAUCCCUGGAUGAGCGCUCUAGAUCUCAAAGGGAAAAAGACGAGUUAGAACAUGCAAUUGCUCUAUCUCUGGCCGAAGAUUUGAGAAGACCAAGUGGCCAUAGAUGGCGGAGAGAUCAUGAUGAAGAGCUUGCUCAUUUGCCUUUUUAUCCUCCGCACGCCCCUGCACGGCCCCAUCAGCAUGUCCCUCCACUUCACCUUCCUCCUGCCUAUCCACAUCACCCUCCCCAUUCCUCCCAGCAGCAUUAUCCUUGGGGAUACAAAAUAUGUGGUGGCUGCAAACGUGAAAUACGUUACGGCAAUUAUCUAGGAUGCAUGGGAACUUACUUUCAUCCGCAGUGCUUCUGUUGUCAUGCCUGUGAGCUGCCAAUAACUGAGAAUGAGUUUUCUUUGUCAGGAAGGGAUCCGUAUCACAAGAGUUGUUUUAAAGAGCUGGCUCAUCCUAAGUGCGAUGUCUGCCACCAAUUUAUCCCAACAAAUCGGGCUGGUUUGAUCGAGUAUAGGUGCCACCCAUUUUGGUCUCAAAAAUACUGUCCUGCACAUGAACAUGACAACACAGCUCGUUGCUGCAGUUGUGAGCGCCUGGAGUCUUGGGACACAGGAUAUGUUUCAUUGGGGGAUGGCCGUAGUAUAUGCUUCGAGUGCAUGGAAUCCGCUAUCAUGGAUACUGGUGAUUGUCAACCCCUUUACCAUGCCAUCAGAGACUAUUAUGAAGGAAUGAACAUGAAAAUAGAUCAGCAAAUUCCCAUGCUUCUUGUUGAAAGACAGGCACUCAAUGAAGCAAUUGUCGGAGAGAAGAGUGGCCUCCAUCACAUGCCUGAGACAAGGGGUCUAUGUCUUUCUGAAGAGCAGACUGUCACCAGUAUACUGAGAAGACCCCGAAUUGGUGGCCACCAACUUAUUGGAAUGAGAACUCAGCCUCAAAAGCUGACCCGAAAAUGUGAAGUAACAGCCAUUCUUGUUCUCUAUGGUCUUCCAAGAUUACUAACAGGGGCUAUUCUUGCCCAUGAAUUGAUGCAUGGUUGGCUACGUCUUAAAGGCUUCCGUAAUCUUAAUCCCGAAGUAGAGGAAGGUAUCUGUCAGGUGCUUUCACAUAUGUGGCUUGAAUCAGAAGUAAUGCCAGGAUCUAGAGGCAUGCCUUCUACAUCAGCAGCUUCAUCGUCCUCAUCAUCGUCGUCAAAGAAAGGCGGAAGGUCCAAUGCCGAGAACAAACUGGGCGAGUUCUUCAUGCAUCAAAUUGCCAAUGAUGCUUCUCCAGCAUAUGGGGGAGGAUUCAGGGCAGCCAAUGCAGCCGUCAACAAGUAUGGUUUACGUCGUACCCUGGACCACAUUCGUCUUACAGGAAAUUUCCCCUUGUAAAGUGAAUUUGAGUAUUCUGUACCUUACCUCUUUCCGUUAUCUUUAUGUGUUCAUUGGAGAUAGUACUUUCUCCUCAAAAAAGAAUUAAGCUUCCCUUCAAAAAAAGGAAGAAAAAAAAAAAAAAGGAAGCUGCUGAUGCUUGAGGAACCCCACAAAUUUUCAUGGGUUCCUAUGCAAGGAAUACAAGUUCGAAGAUGACUCCUCCAAUCUAAUAAAGAAGAAUAUAUAU
This is a messenger RNA of Morus notabilis, 1862 nucleotides long. RefSeq names its product protein DA1-related 2. The coding region runs from base 80 to 1633 and encodes 517 amino acids. Gene Ontology annotation, molecular function: ubiquitin binding. The record is from RefSeq and is a predicted model, not a curated record. The transcript is spliced from 12 exons. NCBI's taxonomy places the organism in Eukaryota, Viridiplantae, Streptophyta, Magnoliopsida, Rosales, Moraceae.